Messenger RNA from Chelonia mydas (Green sea turtle), 9047 nucleotides. It is a transcript of the gene MAPK9, whose product is annotated as mitogen-activated protein kinase 9. Gene Ontology annotation, biological process: protein phosphorylation; JNK cascade. Gene Ontology annotation, cellular component: cytoplasm; nucleus. The record is from RefSeq and is a predicted model, not a curated record. Gene Ontology annotation, molecular function: ATP binding; JUN kinase activity. The coding region runs from base 575 to 1528 and encodes 317 amino acids. Lineage: Eukaryota; Metazoa; Chordata; Testudines; Cheloniidae. The transcript has 12 exons.
UACAUGACUCUGCAACAUGAGUGACAGUAAAUGUGAUAGUCAUUUUUACAGUGUUCAAGUCGCAGAUUCCACAUUCACUGUACUAAAACGGUAUCAACAAUUGAAGCCCAUAGGAUCUGGGGCGCAGGGCAUUGUUUGGAGCCAUCAAUGCAGUGCCUUGCCAUUAACUGGCAGGAUGAGGCAAAUCAAUGUCAUUGUCACUCCAUGGAUUAACCAGAAAGGGAUGCUGUGUGAGGGGUUGGGCUGGCCGUCUCUUCCUUGGUGUGUCACCUCAACUAUGUGUCCAGCCUCCACUGCCCCAGGAUGUGCGAAUCGUUAGUCUGAUCCUGAACCUUAGUCUCUUGUAUGGCACCACAGCACUGGGCCAGCUUAAAGUGCUGCAUUUGAUACAGUCCUUGGGAUAAAUGUUGCAGUAAAGAAGCUGAGUCGUCCUUUUCAGAACCAAACUCAUGCAAAAAGAGCUUACAGGGAGCUUGUUCUUUUAAAAUGUGUCAAUCACAAAAAUAUAAUUAGUUUGUUAAAUGUAUUCACACCACAGAAGUCACUGGAAGAAUUUCAAGAUGUGUAUUUGGUUAUGGAACUGAUGGAUGCUAACUUGUGCCAGGUUAUUCAUAUGGAGUUGGAUCAUGAAAGAAUGUCCUACCUUCUCUACCAGAUGUUGUGUGGUAUCAAACAUCUCCAUUCAGCUGGUAUCAUCCACAGAGAUUUGAAACCCAGCAAUAUAGUAGUAAAAUCAGAUUGUACACUCAAAAUCCUUGAUUUUGGACUGGCAAGAACAGCAUGUACUAAUUUUAUGAUGACACCGUACGUAGUAACACGGUAUUACAGAGCACCGGAGGUUAUCCUAGGCAUGGGAUACAAAGAGAAUGUUGAUAUCUGGUCAGUUGGGUGCAUCAUGGGAGAAUUGGUGAAAGGUUGUGUGAUAUUCCAAGGCACUGAUCAUAUUGAUCAAUGGAAUAAAGUUAUUGAACAAUUAGGAACACCAUCAGCAGAUUUUAUGAAGAAACUACAGCCUACUGUGAGGAAUUAUGUAGAAAACAGACCGAAAUAUCCUGGUAUCAAAUUUGAAGAGCUCUUCCCAGAUUGGAUAUUUCCAUCGGAAUCUGACCGUGACAAAUUAAAAACAAGUCAAGCUAGAGAUUUAUUAUCAAAAAUGCUGGUAGUAGACCCAGACAAACGAAUUUCUGUAGAUGAAGCCUUACGUCAUCCAUAUAUCACGGUCUGGUAUGAUCCAGCUGAAGCAGAAGCACCUCCUCCUAAAAUCUAUGAUGCACAACUGGAAGAAAGAGAACAUGCCAUUGAAGAAUGGAAAGAAUUAAUAUACAAAGAAGUAAUGGACUGGGAAGAAAGAAGCAAGAACGGUGUGGUAAAAGAUCAGCCCUCAGAUGCAGCAGUGAAUAGCAGCACCAGUCCUUCCCAGUCAUCAUCUAUCAAUGACAUUUCAUCCAUGUCAACUGAGCAAACAUUGGCUUCAGAUACAGACAGCAGCCUUGAUGCCUUGACAGGACCCCUUGAAGGAUGCCGAUGAUCAACCAGGAUUGCAGACUUAACACUGGGAAAAAAACUCGUUUCCAUUGGCCUGAAUUGCUUGUAAGUUAAUGGAACCAAGUAGAGAAACUCCAUGUUCUGCAUGUUCUACUAAAGUAAUGCCUGUGUUUUUACUCAGUUGUAAUAAGACUCCCUGCUUAAUGUUGUAGAAUGAAAGCAAAUCAAUGUCUAAAGAAGAAAAAAUUACAGUUUAGACACUACUAUAGGCUUUUUUGUUUCAGCCUAUUUCAGGUGAGCAGUUACAGUACAUGUGUACCAGAUAACUCCUCCUGAGUGAGUUCAUGGACCUUCUGUCUCAUUCAGUAGACUUCUGUAACGCACACAUGGUCAUUACAUUUUUGCAUAGAAUUACCCUGUAGUGGGUUUUUUGAAUGUAUAGCGUCCGUAUAAUUUGCUUAAAUAUGACUAUAGAAGUUUGCGCUAUUUAACUCCAAUAUGUUGUAUGUGAGUGUUACCUUACAUAUUGGAAAUUAUCAGUACUGUAUUCAAGGGGCAAUUGUUCUUCCACAUAGCACUUUUUUGUUUUUCUAUUGAGCCCUUUCUCUCCUCACCUCCCAAUAAUUUUGUGUAUCUUCUUGUAGAAGAAACAAACUUGUGAACUUCAUAUAGCAUAGCCAUCAUUUCAUAUUUUACCCAUGAAUGCGACUAUGCUUCUCUGAAUAUCUUCUUUCAGUUGUUUUAGUGGGAGAUAGAAUGGGUUAGCUUGAUGAAGCAACAUGUCUCUUUAAAUAAGGUGAAGUGCUAAAUUAUUUCCUUAUUUUCUGGCUAAUACAUUGUUUUGGUCCUUUUUUUAUCAAUAAAAACGUUUAGAAACUACCCUUUCCCUACUUUUUCUUUCAAGAACAAAAAUUAGUCCUGUGAAGCUUCUCCCUUAGUCACUUCUUGUGUCUAAAUGCAAAAUCUGAUAAAGUGAAGAGGCAAUGAGGAGACUUGAAACCUACGUGACCCCUGGAAUAGUUGCAGAUUUUUUUUUCUAGUUUUGUUUAUGGAACCAUUCUACAAUGUGAACACUUCUAAAUUUUGAUAGGCCUUUUGACUGAUUUGACAAGUGAUUUUCUUAAGUAUUUUUUAUAUCCAUGGAGCUCAGCUCUACUUCCAAAUUAGACAAAAUUCUUUCUUUAUUAAAAAAGCAAUCUGUCUACAUUUUUUAACAAGGUACCACAGGAGAGGGAGGCUGUUUACAGUGAGGCUCUUCUUCAGUUUUAAUAGAAGUUUAUCAACGCAGUUUUCAGAUAUAAAUAAUACGGACAUUGCCUCUUCCAUUGCACAAUAUUUUGAAUUAUUAGAAAAUGUGUGUGCAGUAGAAUAGUGCUUAAGUUAUCAAAUACUAUACUGUUGUGCAUUUGCAAACAGAAAAGCAUGUUUGCUUUGGAACACACAAGUGUAAGAAAUGCUUUUACUAAAAGAUCUUAAUGUGUGCACGUGUGUAUGGUUAAACUAUAACUAAAACAGUAAUGAAAAAAUGUCAAAGAUGAGGCAAAACAUUUUGCUUUCAUAGUGACACUAUAUUUAGCUGUUGAUUUAGAUACUGAAGUCUCGAACAUUUAAAGAGAACUUGUACAACUUUCUCGUUGAACCAGCAAUUAUAUUACUGACCUGAAUUGUUCAGUAUGCUGUUUGGAAAAGGAAAAAGAAUUGCCCAUGAUUUUGCAUGCUCUUGGUUAUGAUCUGAAAGGUAGAAGUUUUUCUAUUAAUGCUGUGUGUACCCAUAAAUGUUUUAAAAUAAAUUCAAAGCUACAGCAAAUUAAAAUAUCAGAACAGAAAAAUUUGACAAGAAAAUUGGACAGAAGUAUCUCAGUGAUAUAAGCUGUAGGAAAAAGAUAAGGAGUACUUGUGGCACCUUAGAGACUAAUAAAUUUAUUUGAGCAUAAGCUUUCGUGAGCUAAAGCUCACUUCAUCAGAUGCAUCCGAUGAAGUGAGCUGUAGCUCACGAAAGCUUAUUCUCAAAUAAAUUUGUUAGUCUCUAAGGUGCCACAAGUACUCCUUUUCUUUUUGCGGAUACAGACUAACACAGCUGCUGCUCUGAAAGCUGUAGGAAGUAAGUCUUUAGAGUUCACAUCUAGCAUCUUCAUUUUGAUAUUUUUUUCACAAGUACUGUUUUUUAGUUUUGUGUUUUUUGUUUUAAUUCAAAAACUACAGGUAUAUUAUUUAUCAUGUGUUUCUGGUGAUAUGUGCAAAAUUUGUCUGGCUUAUUUUGUCAUUAGAGCAAACCUUUGAUCAAAAUGCUUAUUGUGUUCUUACACAAUAGAAUUGCGCAUACUCUUUAUCUCUGUGUGUUUUGAGGUGUUAAUAUUCAAAGACACCUAGCAUAUAGAAUAAGCUCUGGUGAUCUUAAACUAUCUUGUGCUUAGUUUCCACCCUAUUCACUUCAGGGGGAAAAAAAAUUGAAAUCUCGCUUUUCUGGUGUGUUGAUCCAAAAACUGCUGUUUUGUUCUAGAGAUAGCUUAGCUUCACUUCACUGAUUGCAUGCAAGACUUUCAAAAGUGACUAGUGAUUUUUGGGUGCCUAAUUUGAGGUACCUUUUCAGGAGCCUUAUUUUCAAAGGAUGGAGGCUCAGGACUUUGAGAAUCAGACUGCUUUAAGGUAUCUCAAGUUAAAUACCCAGAAUCACUAGUUAUUUUUGAAAAUCUUGGCUUUAAUGUUUUCAAAGAACUUUGAAAUAAUAAGAUGAAAUGUGCAAAAUGAUGCAACCUACCAUCAAGGUUCCCUAACAGUUUCCCACUGUACCUGAGGUAUAAAGGGCUGAAAUCUCUAUAGGAAUUUAUUGCAUGUCACAGUACUGCUGCAGAGCAAAUACAGUUAAGCUACCUUAGUAAUAAAAUAAAUGAUUUAUUAAUAAGUUUUUGUCUGCCAGUCUUGGUCUGAUCUUGUUUGUAAAAGUUCUUCUUGGAUAUUUUGAGAUCCAUGAUUAACUUCUGGGACCGACCUGCUGGACUUGUCAUUUUUCAAGAUUAUACAAUAUCUUUGUUUAGCUUUCCAUCCUCUUUAAGUAAAACAUACUAAGCUAAAGUCGUCUUUGUUGCAACUGUUGUCAUUCAGGAGCAACUUACCCCACUACGUUUAGUCUGUUUGGCAUGCCUCACCUGCAUGUGUACAGUGUUCAUCCUGGAUUCCACUCAGCCCCCAUUGGCCUGGAACGGCGAACCGCGGCCAGUGGGAGCCGCAGUUGGCCAAACCUGCAGACGCUGCAGGUAAACAAACAGUCCCAGCCUGCCAGCGGAUUUCCCUGACGGGCUGCGUGCCAAAAGUUGCCAAUCCCUGAUAUAUAUGAAGUGAUACAGUUGACCAGUUUUCUGCACUUAUAAAUAUUUGGUUUUUAAAGUAUGUGUUUGUAUAAGUAAAAACAACCCAAUUGAUUCUAUAAACAUUAAUUUUGACUUUUUGUAUGACAAACUCUAUAUAAGUUAACACUGCUUCACACACACGGACUUACGAAAUGUUUAAAAAUAAGUGAUUAAACUUAGUUACAGUUCUUAUACUUAACUGCUCACUUGAAAGGAGAAGUGAUAAUGGUUAAUAUUCAGAUUAUUAUAUUUAAACAUCACUUUAAUUAUGUAAACACUGAGUAACUGAAUGGCAUUGCAGAAAUGGAGUGUGUUUUAAAAAGUUGAUUUCAUUUCAUUUGUGCUCAUAUCACUUUUCCUCAAAAACGACUAAACUAAGAAAUCAACCAUUUUGAAAGCUGAGUGAGCAGUCUAUACAUUGUGCUUUGAGGAAAUACUUUGAUAUGAAAGAUUUUCAUUUUGUUAGGCUUAAAAAAAAAAAAAAAACCACUAUGUCAAAAUAAGGUUUGUCUGCACAGAUCACAUAAAAUAUACCAGUCUAACCACUGGAAAUACAACAAACUUCAAAGGCUUGCAUCUUAUAUCUGGUAAGGAUUUAAACUUCUUUAUCAAAGAAUACAAGCUAGAUAAGCUCAGACUCAACUAGAAAUUGUUGACUAGUUGGUUGUGAAGAUGUGAAAACCUGUUAGGGACCAGAUUGUUUUGGGGGUGGUGGUGUUUUAAAUCCUAAGAGCAUGUGGGUAUUUAUUCAAAAUUAUGUAAAAAAUAUGAUUCCUUCUUCAAUUUAUUAAUAUUUUCUGAGGGAAAGCUUUUAGAUGGACCUCUGCCUAAUGCUAAAUCAGUUUCCUUUUUGGAUCUGGUUUUACUUGACUCUUGUCAUAAACUUAUGAUUUUAGAAAUAGGAUGGGGUUUAGAACUUCACAAUACAACUUAUAUGUCCAUUGUCCAAGAGUGGAGUGAGUGACCCAUUUCAAUAUGGCAGAAGUGCACUGUACUGAUACGGCAUGCAUUGUAAAUUCCUAGAAAAUUCCUCAGGUGCUCAAGUGCAGACAAAUCUUUACUGAACUUAAUACCAAGUUGGCAGAUAGGUUCAGUUUUGCAGUAAUAUAGUUUGUAUGGGGUGUUUCAUUUGAAUUGUGAAACUUAGAGUGGAAGUACUUUUAAGUGAAGAAACACUGAGCAGCCUUUGUCUGUAAAUGCUACUUUCUAUAUAAAAUUGAUUCUAUCAGGGCUUGAUGCUAAACUUAGUGAUACUGGGUACUUGGAUCCAGAUUCUUUCCUGGGAUGUGCACUGUGUGGCUCCCAUUUUAAGUUAAUGUGUUGUGUGCACUUGCAUCCAAAUGCAGAAUUUGGACUUAAAUUAUGUUCUGAUGGCUGAUUCCCUGAUCUUGCAUCCGAUGAAGUGAGCUGUAGCUCAUGAAAGCUUAUGCUCAAAUAAAUUUGUUAAUCUCUAAGGUGCCACAAGUACUCCUUUUCUUUUUCCCUGAUCUUGGUAGUUUCAUUACUUCUCCAUGAAUGUCCUUAGUUCAUUUGAUAUUGGGGGUAUGGCAGAAGUAAAUGUAUUCUGGUUCAUUAUCUUAUAUAUAUUUUAGAUUGUCCAUCACAUAAGUUAUAGUGAUGUUCUAAAUACGCAUUAUUACACAAAUCUAUCAAAUCAAACUUAUUCGUAUGCCCACUUAUGCAUGCUGAAAAUCUCUUGAGCUACAUGAUGUUAAUAUGUUUUAAGUAAGCAAUCUUUUCUCUUAAUAUUUGUAUUAGAGGUAAGUGGAGAGGCAACCAACCUUUGUAUUUGUUUUCUCUAAAAUGACAAUAUUUAUUUUUGUAAUUAUAAUUCUGCUUGUGGAUUUCAAUCCCACAAACUUGCUGUGUUGAUGUGUAAUCAGAACAUACAUAUUUUUAAAAAAUCAAAUACAAAAUCAAAACAGAAGAUUCUCUUUUGGGCUCUGUUACUGAAUAUAUGGUAAAUUAGUUUGGUCCCAAAAUUAAAAAGCAGAUAUUGAAGAUGUAUUUAAGAUUUUACUCUGUCGUGCUGCUGCUUAAUUUUUGAAAAGGUGCUUGCAGUUUUGCACAACAAAAAACAGUUUUAAUUGCAGUGUUGAAGCACUUUAGGAUUCUUCUAAACACCAUCUUCACCUUCUGUUUUUAUAUUGUUUUGCCUGUUAAAACUGUUUGUGUUGCAAAUCUUGAUGUUCCUCUUUGUGAUCCUGUAAUUAAGGUUGAAUCAGCAUUGUAUUUUAAACAUAAACCUAUUUUCAGAGAUUUAAAAAUUUGGGUUUACUUUUUUUUAAUAGGCUAAAACUUAAUGCACUGUAAAAUGUCAGUUAGGAAGCAUCAUUUCCCAAUUCUAAAAUGGUUUGAUUAGCAUCAUGGUUGCCUGGCCACUGUUUAUAUAGCUAUUAUAGUUUCUUGAUUCUAAUAGCAGGAUCAGCUAAGAACAUUAGGUCCUUUAUUGAAACCAGAGUCUAUUAAUGCAUGCUGUGCUUCAGAGGAGGGUUGUUGUUUUAUGGUAAUGUCCAUACACCCUAAUCAGGAUCAAGGCUUUAUUGUGGUAGGUGCUGCACAAACACACACGCGUGCGUAGUCUCUGCUCCAAAGAAAUUGUUCUGAGGGCACUGAUCCUUCCAGUGGGGAACGGGGCUUAGACUAUCAUCAGCCAGGAACAAUAAUCAGCUAGUACCUUAUUUUUUGUUCUCACAUGGCCUGCUAAAGACAUACUAGCUGAAACAUUGAUGGUAAUAUUUGUUGCUCUCCAUAUUUAUGAAAGUGAAGCUAAAAUUAUAGCGCUUUAUAAUAGCACACUGCACUUGCUCACGGCUGUCUUCGAAGGAAAAAAAUGGUAACUUCAAGGUCAUAUGUAUGCAAUAUUUUUGUGAAUUUCAGAUGCUUGAUUGGUGCUAAUUUUUUAAAUGAAAUUGGUGGAUUAGCAAUGUGGUUGUCACUUUUGAGAGAGAGAGAUAUAUAUAUAGAUAUAUAUAUAUUUUCAAAUGGCUGGCAUCUUAAACUAUAAACUGGCUAAUGUGCAUUUCCAACUUUUUCAAAUAAAGUUCAGAAAAAUUCUUAAAGUAGUUUACAUUUCCAUGAUAGGUUAAUGCCUUUUUGGAGCCAUUAGUUUAUCGGAUGAAUAAAAAACUUAAAAACAAAACUCUAUCAAUACAUAACUCUUUUUCAAAACGCCAAAAUUGUAUUACGUACUGAUAGAUCCAGAAGCGCUGUUCUAGUCUUUCAUGUAAGAGAUGUGCUUAAAUAGAGACAAAUAAACACAAGGUUACUAUAAUGUGAUUUGUCCAGUACAAUGAUGCCUUUCCGGUCUAUAGAUUAAAUUACAAGGAUUUUACUAGUUUCCAUCUGAGUUUUUAAGCAAAAAAGAAAUGGAUAUCAAAUGCAAGUACAUUACAGUGAUUUAACAGCUUUUAAUACAAACUGUCAAGUCCAGGAAAUUCAGUCUACAGCGUGACUGAAUAAGUUGAAGAUGAAAUAUCAGCCUUAACAGAAUUUCCUGGAUUUUCCUGAUUUCAGUCACGAGCAUAAUGUGUUUAUAUUUAUGAAAUGGUUUGUGUUUGCUUAGUUUUAGCGGUGUAAUUUUUAUGAAAAUGUUCUGUAUAAGGUGUUUAUGAUGUGGAUGUUUAACAUUUGCCUAAUCAUAUUUUGAAACUUCUGUUCUCUAAGAAUUUUUUCAAAAGUCUUCAUUUGUGUUCACUCCCACCAAAAUGUGUGUUAUAGGUCCUUCCUAUGGGUUUACCAAUUAUCACGAAAAAUAGCAUCAAGCCCUAACAUAUAUCUUGUUCAGAGUUUAUGGCUUUUAUUUUAGUUACAGUAUGGUAUGUGAUUUCAGAAGAGAUGUGCUUUCAAGUCUAACUGUAUCGAUACAUAAAGUGGCCUAUUCUGCCUAAUAAACUUGGCUUUGAUUGCCAUAUCUCAUUCUUGAUGCUUGUGCAAUAGGGAAAUGUUCUGUGUAAUGGCAGUGGCUAUUUUGUCUCAUGCUGGAUUUUGAUUUCAAGAAAAUUAAAAGGUAUUUUUUAUGGACAGCAGUCAAUCCUUGUUUUCAGACUGAUUUCAAGGAAGCUAGAAUUUUCAUAAGAAAUGUUGUCAAUAGCUAAUGUGCUAGCUAUAGCCUCAUCUAAAUUUUAGAUUCCUAAGUUUUUUUUUCAAAAGUCUUAUUUUAGAACAUUAAUACUAAAACCACUGUAAAAUUUCAAAUAAAUAUGUGAACUUAAA